Pipistrellus nathusii (Nathusius's pipistrelle) is the source of this 798-nucleotide messenger RNA. Lineage: Eukaryota; Metazoa; Chordata; Mammalia; Chiroptera; Vespertilionidae. The record is from the annotation of a GenBank genome assembly.
AUGUCUAGCAAAGCAUAUGCUUCCAAGAAAAGGUCUCAACAGUUAAAAAGAAAUCCAAAAAGAAAAAUUGAUGAUAAGGAAGUGGAGUUAUCAGAGAAAGAGGCUAAAAAUACAGUGGGAAAAAAUAAAAAUCAUCCAAAGCAUCUGUCUUCUGAAGGACAAACUAGUCUAAGACAGGUAAAGAUAGCAUCCAGCAGGAGAAAAACCUGGCAGCCUCUUUCAGAGAGUAGCAGAAAGCAUUUGCAAACUAUGAUGGAAACAGUCAUCAUAGCAAUUUUGAGUGACAAAGUUAGAGAAAAUGAACAAAUUCAGUAUCAUCUCAACUUCCUGAAGAAAAGAUUGCUACAAAUAUUUGAAACCCUAAAAGUCCCUGCCCCAAAACUGAAAGAUUUAACUAACAUGUCAAGUCUACUGAAAAUGGAAAGGGCCCGUCACAGAGCCAAUGAAGAAGGCCUGGCAUCAUUGCAGGAAGAAGUGGAUAAAAUAGUAGAGACCAUAGAGGCAGUGACUGGGAAUAUCCAGAGCCUAAAGAACAAAAUUCAAAUUCUGACAAGUGAGAUGGAAAAAGAAGAGGAGAAAGUCAAACAGAUGUUUCAAAUAGAUAGCAGUGGGGUACUCUCCCUUCCAGAACUUCCUCAGAAGACUCUCAAAGCACCCAUACUUCAGGAAGAAAUUUUGGCACAAAUUCCAAACCAGAAAGCUCUUCUGAAGGACUUUGAUGUUCUCCAUAAUUCGUCUCAGACAAAGAACAUGCUAACUUUCAUCGAAGAAGCCUAUAAGAGAUUGGAUGCCUCUUGA